Vollenhovia emeryi is the source of this 2098-nucleotide messenger RNA. Its product is annotated as TBC1 domain family member 20. Gene Ontology annotation, cellular component: endoplasmic reticulum membrane. Bases 401 to 1789 code for a protein of 462 amino acids. Gene Ontology annotation, biological process: positive regulation of GTPase activity; endoplasmic reticulum to Golgi vesicle-mediated transport. The transcript is spliced from 5 exons. The record is from RefSeq and is a predicted model, not a curated record. NCBI's taxonomy places the organism in Eukaryota, Metazoa, Arthropoda, Insecta, Hymenoptera, Formicidae. Gene Ontology annotation, molecular function: GTPase activator activity.
UCUUGGAAUUUUUGAUAGUGCCACCUCUUUGCUGAUCAUGUUCUCCUGAUACUUUGUCAGUUUUCGAGAUUUGCGAAUCCAAUCCGUGUUUCAGAUAGGCCGCUCUCAGGUUUCUUUCUGGUUGCACCAGAGUGUGACACUAGUUCAGAGUCGAUCCUUCUCCGUCCGCGGAGAAGCGGCGUGGAGGGAGAGAGAUGGACUCUGAACUGAACUAGUGCAGUCGGGAACGAAUCCUGUGCGCCUAUUUGCUCGAUUUUGCUGUCAUUCCUGACGGGUCCAACGGCGGUGCGUUAGCGCGACGAGUUCGCACGGGUUCCGACUAAAUUAUUAAGUGUUAUGACACGCGCGCCGGUGCGUCUGGCGUAAAAGAUAAUAUACCCCGUCUCGAUCUCGCGAAGCAAUGGAAGCCGAGAACGAGGAGGUGCCCGCGACUGGCCCGUCGACGCCGACCGAGAAUCAUAACCACAACAGGGUACGCAGGAGGAACGUGCCCGAGCAGUCGGCGAGCCUCGGCGCGGACGCGACGAGCGAUCGCGUGCCCCUCGUGGCACUGCCCGACCUCACGAAAGCGUGGUACGACGGCGUCGCGCCGCGGAUACCGGACCACGUCGGCGCCGACGUGGACGCCGCGGCGGGCAAGCGACAGCGGAACGGCGUGCUGGCACGCGAGGACGACCGCGGCGGGGCGACGGACGCCCCCGCGAGCGCCCGCGAGAAGAUGAAGCUGAGCGUCAUCCGCGGCAGCAUCGCCAAUCCGGAUCUCACGUUAGGAGAGCUAAGACUGCUCGGCUGCAGCAGCGAGGGCUUUGUUAAUGAUGAUGUACGAAGGGUACUGUGGCCAAAACUCUUGCGACUGUCACGAUCGGAGCCGACGCCUGUCGACGGACUGGAAACUGUGCACAAGUAUAUACCGAAUGAGAUUUACCAGCAAAUACAGAAGGACGUGGCGCGCAGCGGCAGUCACAUCUCGCAAAGCGCGACGGAACAGGAGACGGAAUGUUUCCAGGAGCAGCUAACUCAGCUUAUGUGCUGGGUACUUCAUAGACAUUCCCAAUUAAAUUACUACCAGGGCUAUAACGACGUGGCGGCAACGGUGUUGCUCGUCGUGGGGCUCCAAGCAGGCGUAUACGUGCUCGAGAGGAUCUCGCUGCAGUUCUUGGAACGGUUUAUGGAGAAAACCAUGGAGAAAGUGAAUCAAGAGCUGUUCUAUAUAUUUGCACUGCUGGAGAGAGUGCACCCUACGCUUCUCGAACACUUGGAAAAUGUAGAACUGUUUCCACACUUUGCUCUGGCUGAAUACACAACGUGGUAUGCGCAUAAGUACGCAGAAAACCGAAAGUUGUUACAUAGAUUGUUUGAUUUUUUCCUGGGUAGUCCUCCGCUCAUGCCUCUCUAUUUAAGCACCGUAAUUGUUGCACAUAGGGCUACCGAAAUUUUCAAUACCACACCUGACAUGGGACACACGCACAAAGUAUUAUGUACGUUACCUGACGACUUGCCGUUUGAAACGCUUUUGGUAGAAGCAAAGAAUUUAUAUCGACAAUAUCCUCCUGAAUCUAUUACUAAUGAUGUCAAGGAUUAUGACCAUAAAAGAAAAAUCAAAGAGCAAGAAUGGAAGGCAAAGGCGGAAGCGAGCCGUCAGGAGAGAGAAAGACAACGAAAGUUAAAAAUUGUUCAGGCAACGCCGAGAAUAUCCUAUCGCAUCAGGAGUUAUAAGACCAUUACCGUUGUGACUAUUUUAGCUUUGGGAAUAUAUGCUUUCAUACGAUCCUCGACAGGGCUUAACUGACAUUAGAAGAGAUAUUAUUUGUUGUAAAAAGUUAGAAUUUUUAUGUACUUUCUAAAACAGUCAAAAUCACUUCUUUGAUAUAUCGCUGAAAUCUGGAAUAAAGAUGUAAAAGUUGUAAGAUUGUAUAAAAGCAAGUACCAAAGAAAUGAAGGGGCAAGCAGUAUGUGUUGCUAAGAAUUGAAAGGUUUGGUUAUCGAUAUUUGAGCAAAUCUGUUCUAGGACAACAUGAGUCAGAAUCUUGUGCAUUCCUACGCUGCCUUUAUGCUGUGUUCUGGAGGCUAACCUGAAUUUUUAAUAUAUGUUGAAAAA